CUGUUGUUUAUCGUCUCUUUCAAUCCAAUGUCUCAUUUGCUUCAUUAGACUCUCUCUGCAAAAGUCAACAACUCUUAGAUUUGAACAUCGAACACUGAGAAAGGAGAAACAGCUGCAGCCUACCUAAUUAAGAAAACUUGUUUCAUCCAAUGGAGGCCUUAUCUCUUGUUGGAGGUUCUCUUUUAUCUGCUACAUUUGACUUGCUAUUUGAAAAGUUGAAUGGAUAUCUAAGUGAUCAACUCCGGAAUUCAAAGGAGGAAGUACUUGCCCAGGUGGAAAGUUGGAAGAUUCUAUUGCCCAAAAUCACUGCUGUACUUCAACAUGCGGAAGAAAAUCAUGUUGUCAACCAGUUUGUGAAGUCAUCUCUUGAUGAUCUUAGAGACCUAGCUUUUGACAUGGAGGACAUACUUGAAGAGUUUGUGAUUGAUGCUAAGAGGUCUGAAUUGAUUGCAGAAUCUGAAGCUAGACCUAGCAAGCGACAAAGAAUCGCCUCUAAUGUCAAGCGUUUUUUUAGCUCUAAUAUGGCUAAGCCCAAUCAAGAGGUUAAUUCCAUGCUAAAGGAUCUAAGUGGUAGAUUGCAGAAAAUUGAUAGUGGGAUGCGUAGUUUGGACUUGAUCAAUUUGGCUUUGAAACUUGAAGAUAAGUCUCACAGAGUAAUUGCAAAAAGACUACCCGAGUCCUCACUUCUUGAGGACAAGGUGUUGGGUCGAGAUAGUGAUAAAGAUGCUAUUCUUCAGAGGUUGCUAGAAGAUGGAGGUAGUCUGGAACAAGACUUUGUUGUUCCUAUCGUCGGAAUGGGUGGACUAGGCAAGACAACUCUUGCUCGGCUCAUUUACAAUGAUGAAAAAUUAGAAGGCAGAACAUUUAACUGGGGAAAGGUGUGACU
Molecule: messenger RNA, 886 nt
Organism: Rubroshorea leprosula
Lineage: Eukaryota; Viridiplantae; Streptophyta; Magnoliopsida; Malvales; Dipterocarpaceae
Source: the annotation of a GenBank genome assembly